Messenger RNA from Thelazia callipaeda (thelaziosis nematode), 975 nucleotides. The record is from the annotation of a GenBank genome assembly. NCBI's taxonomy places the organism in Eukaryota, Metazoa, Nematoda, Chromadorea, Rhabditida, Thelaziidae.
AUGGUAAGUUCAAGCCAAACUUUGGAAGGAAACGAAGAAACAAAACUAGAAAACAUUUUGCCUGAUUUAAAGCAUGGAUCAGAAGCAAGUGAUCAGCUAGAUUUUUCCCAUACUGGCUCACUGAAGUCAGACGAUACUUGCUUACUAGAAAAUUCACAAUCAGUAUCGUUACCAUCAAUUUCAACACAUUAUGACCCUACAUGGUUACGCAAAGUUCACGCUUAUGUAGCAUCAACACGUGAAGAGGUGUUAGGUGAUGAUGAUUUUAAUCAAAAUUUGAAACAAGCCAUUCAAGCAAUAAAGGCUGGUGUGCAACCUUUGCGUAUUCGUGCUGGAAGAUCGUAUUUUGUGCGAGAUAUCAAUCAACAGAAUAUAGCAGUAUUUAAGCCGAAGGAUGAAGAACCAUUUGCUCCUCAGAAUCCUAAAUGGCCAAAAUAUUUUCAACGAAUGCUUUGUUUCUGUUGCUUUGGAAGGGCUUGUCUUAUACCCAAUAACGGUUACUUAUCAGAAACAGGCGCUUCUCUUGUCGAUGAAAAGUUGCAACUGCACAUUGUGCCGAAGACACGUGUUGUAAAGCUUGCCUCCCCAGCUUUCUACUACAGACGUAGAAGCCGUCGUAUGAGCAAGGAAUUGAAAGGCAAAGAUGGCAGUUAUCAGAUGUACGUGAAUGGCUACGUAAGUGCCUCUCAAAUUGUGCCACAAUGGAGUAAAGAAGGUGCUGCUUGUCCGUUAACAGAAAGUGAAAUGGAACGCUUCAAGUAUUUAUUUCAGAAAUUAUGCGUUCUUGAUUAUAUCAUUCGUAAUACCGAUCGUCACAUGGACAAUUGGUUAAUUAAAUAUGAACCAGGUCAAGUAUUAGAACUUGCUGCAAUCGAUAAUGGUUUGGCAUUUCCGGUAAAACAUCCCGAAACAGCUAGUCGUCUUAGACAAUUUCCCUUUGCUUGGGCUCAACUUUCCUGGGCUAAUCAUGUUUGA